Messenger RNA from Cyclocybe aegerita, 840 nucleotides. Lineage: Eukaryota; Fungi; Basidiomycota; Agaricomycetes; Agaricales; Hemipholiotaceae. The record is from the annotation of a GenBank genome assembly.
AUGGCUUUCGACUUUGGCUCUCUGGAACCCCGGAUUUACCAGAUUCUCUCCGCACCCGGAACGGACUUGAGCACCAUCAGCGCAAAGCGCGUGCGGCGCCAACUCGUCGAACUCGACCCGUCUUUGACCGCAGAGUUUCUCAAACAGAACAAGGAAGAGGUCGAUGCCAUCAUCGCGAGCGUGUUCGAGAAGGUGAGCGGCGGAGCUCAUGCGGGCGAGCCGGCCACCAGCAACGGCCACAGUGCAGGUGCGGACGACGAAAGGCAUUCUCGCAAGCGGAAGCAGGAGGAUGACUAUGAAGACGGCGUUCCCGACGAGGACGAGGACGAUGCGGGGAUGGAGGAUAUUACCCCUCCGCCGAAGAAGCCAAAAAAGGCAUCCAAGAAUGGACGGGAACUCACCGACGCUGAGCUCGCUCGCAAGCUCUCGAGCGAGCUCAACAACAGUCGGUCCACGCGUACGGGGAGUAAGGCGCGUGGUGGCACGGGGACGAAGAAAGGCGGACGGUCAAAGAAAAGUGCUGCCACCGUCGACUCCGAAGACGACUCCGACGACGGAUCGAAGAAGAAAAAGAAGUCGAGUUCAGGUGCGAAAGGUGGAUUCGCGAAAGAGUUUGUUCUGAGCCCACCACUAGCAGCUCUACUACAAAUCGAGAAGCUGUCUCGGCCGCAAGUGGUCAAGCAGCUUUGGGUGUAUAUCAAAGGCAACGACCUGCAAAACCCACAGAACAAGCGCGAAAUUAUGUGCGAUCACAAUUUACGGGCGGUCUUUGGAGUGGACAAAAUAGACAUGUUCAGGAUGAACAAGGUCUUAGGAUCGCAUCUGCACGAGAUUGAAUGA